This is a messenger RNA of Thamnophis sirtalis, 952 nucleotides long. NCBI's taxonomy places the organism in Eukaryota, Metazoa, Chordata, Lepidosauria, Squamata, Natricidae. The record is from RefSeq and is a predicted model, not a curated record.
CCGGGUGCAAACUGCGCUCGCUGUCGAGUUCUGCAAGGUCGCCACGUGACGAUUGGCGCUCACCUUGUAAAAAAUGAAAUAAAAUAAAAUCGGAAAUAUGACUUUCGUUGCCUUGGUUUCUCUUCUCUUCGGGGGACGGCAGUUGACCCUGUCCGCCUCGACUUUACGCUCUGGGCUGCGGUUCUCGGUGCGGGGCCUGAAGGGUCAGAGUGUAAAACCAGGACUCCGCAACCUGAAAAAAGCCUCUUCUCCGAGAGAUGAAAUCGCCCAAAUGGUCGCAAAUGCAGAACAGCAUUCGUUCUCAGAUCGAAGGUUUCUCGUCUGCCCCUUUGCAACGCGAAAAGUGGCCUCCCAGCUGACGAGGGGACGAAAUUUUGAGAAUCCCAAAACUUUUCUUCUGGAAUUCGAGGCAGGUCCUGGAGUGUUGACUCGAAAGCUGCUUGAUACUGGAGUUCAUGUCAUAGCUCUGGAGAGUAAUAAAUCCUUUAUUCCUAAUUUAGAGUCUCUAAAGAAAGAAUUUGAAAGCCGAUUGGAAGUGGUGCAUUCCAACUUCGUAAAAUUGGAUAGUAAUCCAUAUGCAUUGUUGAAGGGUGAAUUAUGUUCUGAAACACUUUUUAACAACUUGAAAAUCUUCGAAGUUCCUUGGACAUCAGAUGUUCCUCUAAAAGUGGUUGGAAUUGUACCUUCCAAAGAUGAACGGGCCUUUUUUUGGAAAUUUAUAUAUUUUUUAUAUGAAUGCAGCUCUAUAUACAGUUAUGGAAGAAUAGAAUUGAACUUGUUUGUCAGUGAAAGAAUGUACAAGAUUUUUCUUGCAAAACCUCCAGAUAAAAAAACUUACCAGGCACUAGGUGUACUUUGGCAAGCAGCUUGUGAUAUUCAUCUUCUACACAAGGUGCCUUGCUCUUCAUUUUUAACUACUUCAAGAAAAAAGUCAUCGGGAUCAAAUAGUGUG